GAAAUGGUUGACCGUUCGAAGCGAUACAAUGAAACAGCUACAAUAAACUCCCUCGAGUAUCUUCUUAAGAUCUAUAAAGAUCCUCCAAGUGAUUUUAAAGAACUUGUGAAGGAAUUGGUUGAGAAGGAAUAUGCAGGAUUACGAAGUCGUGUCCGAGGAUGGAUAGAUGAAAGCAGUCCGCCUUCAUUCCCUGUUAUGAACUCCAAGGGUUUCAAAAUGGCUCUUGAAAAAGCAGUCAAUCGUCUAGACGCAGCUAUCAAACCACUUGCGGAGCAGGAACGCUCCGAAGAGCCUAUGGAAAUAAACAGAGAUGAUCAAGCUGAGCGAAUAUAUGAAUGGUCAGUGCCAGUACAACCGCGCAAAACACCGAGGCCACAACGUCCUAGCUCUCGCAUACAAUAG
Strongylus vulgaris is the source of this 402-nucleotide messenger RNA. The record is from the annotation of a GenBank genome assembly. Lineage: Eukaryota; Metazoa; Nematoda; Chromadorea; Rhabditida; Strongylidae.